Messenger RNA from Humulus lupulus (European hop), 752 nucleotides. RefSeq lists its product as uncharacterized. The record is from RefSeq and is a predicted model, not a curated record. Lineage: Eukaryota; Viridiplantae; Streptophyta; Magnoliopsida; Rosales; Cannabaceae. The transcript is spliced from 4 exons. The coding region runs from base 51 to 752 and encodes 233 amino acids.
CUGACUUGUAUUGUUAAACUUUGUAGCUAGCUUUUCAUCUUAAUGAGGGAAUGAGAAAGGAAGUGAUGAGUUCAGUAGGCAUCAAGUGGAGGACAUUCAAAACAUUUUUGACUAGAAGAUUUGUAGCUCCUUACCUUAACAACCAAGAUUUAUUGGAAGCAAAUCCCACUGCAUUAGAUGUGCCUCCAAAAAGAUAUAACAUUCCUGAGGAGGAAUGGAAAAACUUCGUCACCAAAAGAAAAAGUAAAGAAUUUCAAGAAUUUAGUAAAAAACAAAAAGAGAGGCGUGCUGCUUUGGAGUAUCCUCAUCGUUCAUCACGACACAGUUAUAAAGAAAUAGAAAUUGACCUUCAAACUAAACUAGGCACAGAUGAGCCAAUAGAUCGAUCUAUACUUUGGAAGGAGGCAAGGAAAGAUGCAUCAGGAAAUUAUGUAAAUGAACGUGACAAGCUUAUAGGAGAUACCAUUGAUGACCUUCUAGAUAAGAGAAAUGAGGGGACACUUGUAGAAGUUGGGACAAACGAUAUAUUGACACAAGUGUUAGGAACAAAGGAGCAUCCUGGUAGAGUAAGAGGCCAAAGUCGUGGAGUUACACAAAGAGACUACUUUUUGAAGCCAGCAGGAGGUUUUAGUGGACUUCAACAAUAUCAAUUUCAAUUUCAGCAACACCAAUCACAAAAAUACUUAGAUGACUUUAAAAAGUUAGAACAAUCCUUUGAGCAAAGACUACGUAGUCAAGCUGAACAAUUUUAA